Messenger RNA from Meloidogyne enterolobii, 408 nucleotides. The record is from the annotation of a GenBank genome assembly. Lineage: Eukaryota; Metazoa; Nematoda; Chromadorea; Rhabditida; Meloidogynidae.
UAUAAAACAAAGCUAGCAACAACAACACAUAAUAAGGCCAUAAAUCAAAAAAAUUUUUUAUUAGCGUUCUUUAGUCGUUCAUUGUUUUGUGUGUGUAUUUUAAAUAUUUUCUGGCCACCUCUCUUUAUUUUAUUCAUUUUUUUAUUUUUUAUGUAUAUGUAUUUUUCUGUUCAAUUUAUUGCAAAAAAUUUUUUUAUUUGGCUUUUUACUAUAUGUUAUUUUAUUUAUUGGUAUUUUUUGUACCUACUGGAUGCAUACUUGCUAAAAAUUUUGAAAAAUAGUUUUUUAUUUCUCCAUCAUCUGCUUGCUUUUUAUUUUCUUAUUAUUUUUAUUUUUAUAAAAAAAUAUUGCGAGAAUAAAAAAAUACUUGCAAAAUUCAGCGAGAGAGAAAACAGCUAUCUAAUGUAA